Molecule: messenger RNA, 1471 nt
Organism: Tarenaya hassleriana
Lineage: Eukaryota; Viridiplantae; Streptophyta; Magnoliopsida; Brassicales; Cleomaceae
Product: galactan beta-1,4-galactosyltransferase GALS3-like
Exons: 2
Coding region: 104-1471 (455 amino acids)
Source: RefSeq, a predicted model, not a curated record
AAUUACAGAGAGACGGAAUCUGUCCGUCUUCUUCUUCCCUUUCCCCAUCUCCCCCUUUCUUCCUUCUUCUCUCUCUCUUACUUCUCUGCGCGUCUUCUUCAUAAUGGGGAAAGAGACGGAUCCAAACCCUAAAGACAAGAAGCUCCUAUUCCGUCUCAUUUGGAACUUCUCCGCCGAGCUCAAGGUCACUUUCAUGGCUUUGGUCGUUCUCUUCGCCUUUGCCACUCUCCUCCCUUUCUUCCCUUCCUCUUUCUCCUUCUCCGCCUCCGAUCUCCGCUUUUGCAUCUCCCGCAUCGUCGCCGCGACUCCCGUCAAUACUACCGCCGGAGAUUCCUCUCCUCCGCCCCAGGUGACGGAGCCGGACCGGGUGAUAAGUAACGGCGUUAUCAAACGGUCCUUCACCGGCGUCGGCUGGGCUGCGUAUAACUUCGUCUCCAUGGGCGCUUACAGAGGCGGCGUUAACAGCUUCGCCGUUAUCGGCCUCUCGUCGAAGCCGCUCCAUGUCUAUGGCCAUCCCUCCUACAGCUGCGAGUGGGUCCCUAGCGACCCGACCCGGGAGCGGAUUCGGGCCGACUGGUACAAGAUCCUACCCGAUUGGGGCUAUGGUCGCGUUUACACUGUUGUCGUCGUCAACUGCACUUUCCCGUUAAUCUCCGCCGUUAACGGCGAUAACUCUGGCGGGACUCUCCUCCUCCACGCGACCACCGGAGAUGCCGAUCGGAACGUCACCGACACGAUCCCUGUAUUGUCGGAGAAGCCAAACGCCGUCGAUUUCGAGCUCUACAACUCCACGCUCCAUCGUCCCAAGUACGAUUACCUCUACUGCGGCUCGUCCCUGUACGGAAACCUCAGCCCGCAGCGCGUGAGGGAGUGGAUCGCGUACCACGCUCGUCUAUUCGGCGAGAGGUCUCACUUCGUGUUCCACGACGCAGGUGGGGUCCACGAGGAGGUGUUGGAGGUGCUGCGGCCGUGGAUGGAGCUCGGGCGCGUGACGGUGCACGACAUUAGGGACCAGGAACGGUUCGAUGGGUAUUACCAUAACCAGUUCAUGGUGGUGAAUGAUUGCUUGCACAGGUACAGGUUCAUGACGAAAUGGAUGUUCUUCUUCGACGUGGAUGAGUUCAUCUACGUACCGCCUAAGAACACUAUCGCGUCGGUGAUGGAAUCCAUGGAGAAAUAUUCUCAGUUCACCAUCGAGCAGAUGCCUAUGAGCAGCGAGCUCUGUUUCUCCGGCGACGGUCCGGCGAAAACUUACAGGAAAUGGGGAAUCGAGAAACUGGCGUACAGGGACGUGAAGAAGGUCCACCGACGGGACAGGAAGUACGCUGUCCAACCGCGGAGCGUGUACGCGACGGGCGUCCACAUGUCGCAGAAUCUGGAGGGGAAAACGACCCACAAAGUCGAGGGGAAGAUCCGAUACUUCCAUUACCACGGCUCCAUCUCGCAGCUAAUAAAGAAACAAGGAUGGUAA